AUGAUACUAAAAUCAUAUGAGCGUAAAGGAGGUCUCAUGUGUAUGGCUGUGCUCGCCGAAGGCUGUGCAGAUCACAUCCGCACCAAGAUGUUGUCAUCCAUGCUUCAAACAGUGUGUCGCAGUCUGUCGGACAAGAACCAGGUGGUCCGUAGUGCAGCGCUCUUUGCCCUCGGACAGUUUUCUGAACACCUCCAGCCAGACAUCAGUAAAUUCCAUGCUGAGCUGAGGUCGUUGUUGCAUGGAUACUUGUCUUCAGUGAAUCAGACCAAAAUUGUCCACAUGACGAAGGCCUUCUAUGCCUUGGAGAACUUCUUAGAGAACUUAGGUCAAGAAAUUGAGCCUUAUCUGCCCACUCUAAUGGAAACCAUGUUGUCAGCCCUUAACAAUGCAGAAAACCUUAAACUGAAAGAACUUGCUGUCAGUGCAAUCGGAGCAAUCGCUAACGCAGCCAAGGAGAUGCUAGUGCCUUACUUUCCUCCAAUUAUUGAGAGUCUGAAGGGAUUCCUGACAGACACAAGAGAAGAGAUGAGGGCUCUGCAGACACAGGCUCUAGACACACUCUCUGUGUUGGCCCGUACUGUUGGGAAGGAAAUGUUUAGUCCGUUGGCAGCGGAGUGUGUGCAGUUAGGUUUGAACCUCACUGAUGCAGUGGAUGAUCCAGACCUGCGGCGCUGCACGUAUAUCUUAUUCUCUGCUGUAUCUGAUGUGAGUCCUGACUGCCUGGACCCUCAACUCACUCCCAUCACCACAGUGAUGCUGCUGUCACUCAGAUCCACAGAGGGUGUGACGGCUCAUUUAGAGGAAGAUAAACAAUUUGUGCUCCUGGAUGAAGAUGAUGCUGAUGAUGAAGGUGGAGAGGGCGAUGCUGUUUUCGAUGAAGAGGGAGAGACUGAGGUUGAUGACAGAGAUGUUGCAGGAUUCAGUGUGGAAAAUGCUUGUAUAGAUGAGAAAGAAGAUGCUUUGGGUGAAAUCGCCUUCAACACGGGAGUGGCGUUCCAGCCCUUCCUGGAGUCCAGCUUCCAGCAGGUGUAUGAGCUCCGCGAUUUCCCACAUGAGGAUGUGAGAAGAGCUGCCUUUGGUGCCAUGGGCCAGUUCUGCCGAGCUCAGCACAAAGUGUGGAAGGAAAACCCAACGGAGGCCAACCACCAGGCUCUGCAUAAGCUGUUGCAGGUGGUUUUGCCUUGUUUUCUGGAGGCGGUGAGACAGGACAGAGAGAGACAGGUGGUGAUGGCCAUACUGGAGUCCAUGAAUGCUGUCAUCAAAUCCUGCCAGGGGGAGGCGCUGCAGGCUCCAGGGAUACUGGCCGAAAUAAGUAACACCAUCAAAGAUGUACUGAAGAAAAAGGUGGUUUUGCCUUGUUUUCUGGAGGCGGUGAGACAGGACCGAGAGAGACAGGUGGUGAUGGCCAUACUGGAGUCCAUGAAUGCUGUCAUCAAAUCCUGCCAGGGGGAGGCGCUGCAGGCUCCAGGGAUACUGGCCGAAAUAAGUAACACCAUCAAAGAUGUACUGAAGAAAAAGUUUGCAGGUGUUUAUCAGCUGGAGCAAACUUUUCCUGGAAAGUUCACUUUGGUCUUUCCUGCUCUCGUGGCUCGUCUCCCUCUGAAGGAGGACAUGGAGGAGAACAAAACAAUCUACAGCUGCCUGACCUUCCUCUACUCACACAACCCUUUGCUGGUUGUUAGUCAUCUCAGGCCAAUAAUAUCUGCUGCUGCUGCUCAUCUGUUGGGCGUGAAGGAUGUUGAUAAUGAAACACGAAACACCCUGCUCAUGCUGCUGAGAGGUCUAGCACAGCAUCACACCCAGGAAUUUGAGAGUGCGGUAAUCUCACUUCCUGAUGAGCAGAGAAACAAAAUGACCAUGGCUGUCACUCAAUCAUAGCACCUGCCCCUUAUCCUAAGUAUCACCUUUCACAAGGCCUUCCACUCUUGUGAAAGCCAGCCAAACUGAUAAUAGAUUUUUUAUUAUAUUAGAAAUGGGCUGAUUCAGUUAGCUGAGUAUGCUCUCACAGGUGUACUCGGCUUUCUGUUUUGCAGCAGAGACGUUGAGACUAAUUUCUCUUAAUUUAUUGCAGUGUUCACUUAUGCUUCUUGUCACUUUUACUUUGUUUUACUGAGUUGUCUUUCAUUUAUAAUUUUUCUGUAUGUCUCAAUGAAUCUUCUGCGUUCCCAUCUGUAUUGAAUAUUCCAUGAAAUUCUGGCUUAAUAUUCGAGUGUGAAGCUUUUGAAUUGUCCUUGCAGUGAAAGAAAUAUAUUUCUUUGAAUUGGUCAUU
Sinocyclocheilus grahami is the source of this 2269-nucleotide messenger RNA. RefSeq names its product importin-4-like. The transcript is spliced from 17 exons. Gene Ontology annotation, molecular function: protein binding. Gene Ontology annotation, biological process: protein import into nucleus. Bases 1 to 1878 code for a protein of 625 amino acids. The record is from RefSeq and is a predicted model, not a curated record. NCBI's taxonomy places the organism in Eukaryota, Metazoa, Chordata, Actinopteri, Cypriniformes, Cyprinidae.